This is a messenger RNA of Sphaeramia orbicularis (orbiculate cardinalfish), 1834 nucleotides long. Its product is annotated as tubulin alpha chain-like. Bases 131 to 1480 code for a protein of 449 amino acids. The record is from RefSeq and is a predicted model, not a curated record. Gene Ontology annotation, molecular function: structural constituent of cytoskeleton; GTP binding. Gene Ontology annotation, cellular component: microtubule. Gene Ontology annotation, biological process: microtubule-based process. The transcript is spliced from 4 exons. Lineage: Eukaryota; Metazoa; Chordata; Actinopteri; Kurtiformes; Apogonidae.
ACUACUUACUCACUCGGACCACAUUGACGGCCACUGUGAGAGGUGACGGGAAACCUCAAACGAGUGCAAGGCAUUACUGUUAAUAUUAUUUCUUUUCAUUUUCUAAGGGACAUUCUCUUUAGAAGACACAAUGCGUGAAUGCAUCUCUGUCCACGUCGGCCAGGCCGGUGUCCAGAUGGGGAACACCUGUUGGGAGCUCUACUGUCUGGAACAUGGCAUUCAGCCGGAUGGCCAGAUGCCCAGCCACAAACCUAUAGGUGGUCACGACGACUCCUUCACUACCUUCUUCAGUGAGACUGGGGCUGGGAAGUACGUCCCCAGAGCCAUCUUUGUUGACCUGGAGCCCACUGUCAUUGAUGAGGUGCGCACAGGAACGUAUCGCCAGCUCUUUCACCCCGAGCAGCUGAUUUCCGGAAAGGAGGACGCUGCCAACAACUACGCCCGUGGACACUACACCAUCGGCAAAGAGAUCAUUGACUCUGUCCUUGACCGAAUCCGCAAACUGGCUGACCAGUGCACUGGUCUCCAAGGCUUCCUGGUCUUCCACUCAUUCGGUGGAGGCACUGGCUCUGGUUUCACCUCCCUGCUGAUGGAGAGACUUUCUGUUGACUUUGGCAAAAAGUCCAAGCUUGAAUUUGCCAUCUACCCAGCCCCCCAGGUUUCCACAGCAGUGGUGGAGCCAUACAACUCCAUCCUGACCACCCACACCACCCUGGAACACUCCGACUGUGCCUUCAUGGUGGACAAUGAGGCCAUCUACGACAUCUGCCGCAGGAAUCUUGACAUUGAACGCCCCUCCUACACUAACCUCAACCGCCUCAUCAGCCAGAUUGUGUCUUCAAUUACAGCCUCACUUCGCUUUGAUGGAGCCCUGAACGUUGACCUGACUGAGUUCCAGACCAACUUGGUGCCAUACCCUCGCAUCCACUUCCCUCUGGCCACCUACGCCCCGGUCAUCUCCGCAGAGAAGGCCUACCACGAGCAGCUGUCAGUGGCCGAAAUCACCAACGCCUGCUUCGAGCCGGCCAAUCAGAUGGUGAAGUGUGAUCCCCGUCAUGGUAAAUACAUGGCCUGUUGUCUGCUGUAUCGUGGCGAUGUGGUGCCCAAAGACGUCAACGUGGCCAUCGCUGCCAUCAAGACCAAACGUACCAUCCAGUUUGUGGACUGGUGCCCCACAGGCUUCAAGGUAGGCAUCAACUAUCAGCCUCCGACGGUGGUUCCUGGAGGAGAUCUGGCCAAGGUGCAGAGAGCUGUGUGCAUGCUGAGCAACACCACAGCCAUCGCUGAGGCCUGGGCCCGCCUGGACCACAAGUUUGACCUGAUGUACGCCAAGAGAGCCUUCGUCCACUGGUAUGUUGGAGAGGGAAUGGAGGAGGGAGAGUUCUCAGAGGCCAGAGAAGACAUGGCAGCCCUGGAGAAGGAUUAUGAAGAAGUUGGAAUUGAUUCAUUUGAGGAGGAAGAAGAGGGAGAGGAGUAUUAGAUAGGCAGAGCUGUCAUUCGUGGUUUUGGUUUUUCAGAAAUAUAAAAAUUGGGAUAUUUAUCAAAUAGAAAUGUUUACAAAAAGAAUUUGUAUAGUUUCAAAUUUAGAAAUAUUUGGAUGUUUUUAUUUAUUAAAAUGAAAAAGAAAAACAAGCUAAAGAAACUAGAUUAAUUAAUAUCUGUGCCAAAAACCUUACUGUGCAUUGUCAGACAGUACCUGUUUGUUGAGUUUCAGUUGUAUUAUAAUGGUACAAUGUUUUAAUGGUUAUACAGUGUGUGUGUGUGUGUGUGUGUGUCAACCUGACUACAGGUUUCAACUUGUGUUGUCGUUCAAUAAACCUUCUAUCAAAAGUUU